GGAGAGAGAGGGAGGUUUGGCAAUGAGCUGAAUCAGAGGUGGCUGUUCCUUGUGUGACACACCCCCUGUUAUUUAGUGUCUGGACGUCAGUGUACUUGGGGAGGGCGAGAGACUGGAGCUGCUUCUAGCUCAGUGACAGCCAGUCUAGUGUAACCGCAAAGGAACUGGCACCAGGAGAGUGUACAGCCAGCAUCAGGCUCUCACAAUCAACAGAUUGCAAAGAGAAAAAUAUAUACAUACUACUUACAGAGAACAGCAUUGGAGCAGGGGACACUGCCAGCGCACAGGUGCCCAACACCAGGGUCUCUUUGUGCAGAUGUGAUGGGCACAGCAUGUUGGAAAGAGUGGAGAGGAUGCCCAGAAAAGGGGAGGCUGCCCAUCAUCUGUGAGUAGGUGCACAAGGGGGACCUGAUUGCUGGGGUGCAGUUGCUGGAGGUCCCUCCAGCUGCCCAGGAGCAGAGGUGACCAGGGUGCUGAGCACUUCCAGCACUGGGAGACAUCACAAAGCUGGAGAGAUGACUGUGGUGUCCGGGGAGACUGUGGAUGAGACACUGGUGUCCCUGAGUGCCCUGGGGCAAGAGGGCUAUGACGCAGAGAGAGCCACCCAGGACUGCUGUGAGAGGGUGGUCAUCAAUAUCUCAGGACUCCGCUUUGAGACCCAGUUGAGGACUCUUGCCCAGUUCCCACACACCUUGCUGGGGGACCCAAGGAAGAGGAUGCGCUUUUUUGACCCUCUGAGGAAUGAGUACUUUUUUGACCGCAACCGCCCAUGCUUUGAUGCUAUAUUGUACUACUACCAAUCUGGGGGCAGGCUCCGCAGACCAGUCAAUGUCCCCGUUGACAUCUUCCUAGAGGAGAUCAAGUUCUACGAACUUGGAGAGGAGGUGAUUGAGAUGUUUCGGGAUGAUGAAGGUUUCAUAAAAGAAGAGGAGCGUCCUUUGCCUGACAAUGACUUCCAGAGGCAGGUCUGGCUGCUCUUUGAGUACCCAGAGAGUUCAGGACCUGCCAGGGGCAUUGCAAUUGUCUCAGUCCUCAUCAUUCUCAUCUCCAUAGUCAUCUUCUGCUUGGAGACCUUGCCCGAGUUCAGGGAGGAGGUUAGACUGGCAGGGGGGCACCUGGUGGUCAAUGGGACACACACUGUGAAGAACAGUCCCUUCACUGACCCCUUCUUCCUCAUUGAGACCCUAUGCAUCAUCUGGUUCUCCUUUGAGCUUCUGGUAAGAUUCUUUGCCUGCCCAAGCAAGCCGGCUUUCUUCAAGAACAUGAUGAAUGUCAUUGACAUUGUGGCUAUAAUCCCUUAUUUCAUUACGUUGGGGACUGAGUUGGCUGAGCAGCAAGGUAGGGAUGGGCAGCAGGCCAUGUCCUUGGCUAUCUUGAGGGUCAUCCGCCUGGUGAGGGUUUUCAGGAUCUUCAAACUGUCCAGGCACUCCAAAGGGCUCCAGAUCUUAGGGAAGACAUUGCAGGCCAGCAUGAGGGAGCUUGGUCUUCUCAUAUUCUUCCUCUUCAUUGGAGUCAUCCUUUUUUCCAGUGCUGUGUAUUUUGCAGAGACUGAUGAUCCGGAGUCUUUAUUCACCAGCAUCCCAGAUGCUUUCUGGUGGGCUGUGGUGUCCAUGACCACCGUGGGGUAUGGAGACAUGUAUCCUCUGACCAUUGGUGGAAAAAUAGUAGGCUCUCUAUGUGCAAUAGCUGGUGUCUUGACCAUUGCUCUCCCAGUACCAGUUAUCGUCUCUAACUUUAACUACUUCUAUCACCGGGAGACUGACCAUGAAGAACAGUCCCAGUACACCCACGUCACCUGUGGACAGCAACCAUCUUCUUUUGGCGACCUAAAAAAGAGUGAAAGCAAACAGUCAUUUAACAAAUCAGAAUAUAUGGAAUCAGAAGACCUGGAUGAUGCCAAAUACCCACAUUUCACCCCCAACCAACACUAUGUUGAGCAAAAAAAGUUGACUGAGGUAUGACCCUAUUGGUAAGUUUCUAAAACAGGUCUGUAAUAUGCAGGGUCUGUUGACAGACCUCAUGACUAGUGCUGGCAAGGACUCCAUCACUAUAGUGUGAUGUAUGGAAGAAGGCGACCAUGCACUGUGGAUAGUGAAGAAUAUAAAGUAGAUGUUAAAGAAUGAGAAUCCUAGCUUAGAGCUUGUCCUAGAUUUAGUACAGGGAAAAAAUAAGGAUUUAGAUUUUGUGGUUGUUUAGACAAAAUACUAUAGCCAAUCAGCCUGCACAACCUUGUAGUGAGAAUGUAUGGAUGCAUAAUCUCAAUGCCUGACAGGUUCUUGCAAGUAAAGAUACGUUAUAUAUGUAGACCAGGGUUUCCCAAGGAAUAUUCUAUCAAACAACGGCUGGCAAUGCCACUCUAUAGCAAUCACACACUAGUGAGCACAUCAUUUUUAGGGCAUAAAUUAUUCGUCUGGAUAGAUUGUUGCAACUGUGCCAUUAGAUGACAGGAACUCCGAGCAUCCAGGAACUAUCGGGAGCCACUAGGGCUGAAGAACAGCUGUCCUGGAUAUGUGACGAAAAUGUAACAACACAUUUCCCCUUUUGAUAUCUUUUGGCUUCUCAUUCACCACAAGUUUAUUAUUUAUUGUUUAUUUGCACAAAACUGUUGGAAAAACAAACAAACAAAAAAUAAUAAUAUCAUAAUGCACUUUAAGAUGGAAAAUGCAGUAUUAUAACAGAAAAAAAGCCAAUACAAGAAAAGGAAGAUUUCCAGCCGUGACUGAAUUAUUGGUUCAUUUCCUCACCUUAGUGUAUGAACACCUGCAGUUUUUGCACCUAAUCUUAAUUUGUUUACAUCAUUGCUAAUAUUGACAUUUUUGCUGUUAACCCUUUGGCUGCUAGGGAUUCCUGCACAUCUCACCUUGACAAAGGGUUUAUUUUGUGUUGCUUUUCUCUUGUACACCAAAUAUUUCCUUUUCUGUAAAAGUGCCUUGUACGGUAAAAUGUAAGGUAAAACAAUUUGAGUGGUGUACAUAUUUUGAAUCUGCCAUGCAUUAAACUGGAUAAAUAACUUGUUUAGACAAAUUCGUAUCCAGGGGUUAUAUAGCCCUGACGUUAAUGCACAUUGUGGACUACAGUAUGUUGUAUUAAUGUUAAAUCAGCCAUACAUGCACUAAAAUAUAUUAUUUUUUUAACUGAUAUGUUUUCAUUUCAUUCACUCACUCACUGCUUUAUUGACCUAUAUAUCAAAUUCCUCCACUGCAAAAUUUGAUCAGUACAUAUAACCUACCACUGUGAUGACGCAUCUGUUGCCAUGUAAAGAUUACUUGAAACAAGUUACUUUAGAAAUUGGGAGAUACCAGAUUUGAUUGCAUUGUGUUAAGGUGAAAUUAUAUAUUCCUAAUUUUUUUUUCCUUCUGUUUUCUUUGGUGCCUAUUUCAGGGGUGAUUUGUGAAAACAACACCUUUUUUGUUGUUGAAAUACAUAGUAGUAUUUAAAGGGAGAUGUCAAUCAUGAUGCAGGUUAAUAUAUCAUGGAUUAUCAUUUAUUUGUGCUAUUUUUUGAAUCACGUUUAUCAAGAUAUUACAUUUCUCAUCUGUAGUAUUUGUUGUGUAUGAAGUGAUUUUUCUCCAAAGUUCCUCAACAGUGACAUCUGCAGUCUAUAGGGGUAUUUAAUUAUUGUAAAUGUGCUCCUCUAUGGAGUUUGACAUUUUUGUUGUGAUGUUGGUAGUCACAGGGUGUUGUGAAAAUGGCCGUAAGCCAGCAUCUUGCGCCCAUCGCCGCUAAUUGAAUUGCCCCCUACAUGAAAGUGUGAACCGGGAUACUAGGAGUAGGUGCUAGGAUGAAAUAAAAGAACAUAAUGUAAUGUUUUUUUUCCCUAAUAAAAGUACAUUUACAAUAGACUGAACACAUUCAUAUAUAUUUUUUGAUGAUAUUUGAACCUUACAGAUGAGAUUAACAUAGACUCUUAGCUUAUGUGGGCCAUAUAUCUAAGUGGCGAUUCCCCGUUCUGCUGUUGCCAAUCGAUCUACCAAUUGACGGACUCCUAUGAACAGUGAUUUGUCGGCAGAUUGGCAAAUUGAUACAUGUUAAAAAUCGCAGAUUCUGAUCAUUAUUGGGUUGGAAUCAGGAAAUUGAGGAUUUCCAUUAUGUGGGAUUUUGCCGAUGACCCAACCCAGUCAUCGGCAAACCAGGGAAUUGCCACAAUUAUUCACAGAUGUAUGGGACUCAUUUUAAACAGUAGAGGCCGCCAUUUGAUGGCUAUUCCAAUAUGUGAGAGAUUGCAAUUGACCAGUUUAGUAUAAACUGGUAACCUCAUUGAUGCAGAAAUUAGAGCCAGUGUUGCCAGGCCAGAAUCAGUACCAGUGUAGCAUUGCUUUCUAAUGAAUUGCUAGGCUGCUUUUUCAAAAACAUUGACUCGGUUCACAAGAUGGCUACCUCCGUUGUGCUAAUGUCACGGGUUCCCUUUAUAAUUGCGCAGAUAUUGUGCAAAACUACUUCUUUACAGUCAGUACUGAAAUCUUAUAUGUUGCUGAGCAACUACCUAUAUUUAAUAAAUAAAUUAAUUUAACAUUGAUGUUUAUUUUUAUAUUUAUUUCUAAUUUAGAGUUUUGUUUUGAUGCUCCACAUGUUGUGGUGUUUUUUUUAGUCAUAGGCUAAACUUCAUCAAAGACAACAGUAGCAACAGUGCCACCUGCAGGUAAAGAAGACAUAAAUAAAGCGAAGUGUUAAAGAGGAGACGUUCAUAGCACAAUAACAAAUGCAAAUAUAAUUGUUCAAUUUAUUUUACACAAAGUAUUAAACAUUCUUUUAUUUUACGACAUUCACUUCAUCCAGUACUUCCUUUGGUAUAUUUUCUGUGCAAAAAUGUCUAAUAAUGUCUAGCACAAUUGCUUUUGAAAAAUAAUUGUUCUCUAAGUAUGUUUUUUUUUUAAGAUGUCAGUUUUAUACGCAGCUUGAUUAAACUAUGACUCUGUUUAAGGAUA
Molecule: messenger RNA, 4925 nt
Organism: Pseudophryne corroboree (corroboree frog)
Lineage: Eukaryota; Metazoa; Chordata; Amphibia; Anura; Myobatrachidae
Product: shaker-related potassium channel tsha2-like
Exons: 1
Coding region: 516-1961 (481 amino acids)
Biological process (GO): protein homooligomerization; potassium ion transmembrane transport
Cellular component (GO): membrane; voltage-gated potassium channel complex
Molecular function (GO): protein binding; delayed rectifier potassium channel activity
Source: RefSeq, a predicted model, not a curated record